UGGUGGUGGUGGGUGGGGGGAGCUCCGCUCGAGGUUCAUCUGGAGUGCCCCACAGACGUCGUCCUCGUGCCGGGCGAUGAAGCCGAGGCGCGGGCCACGGGUAACGCUGGCGGGGCACGAGCGGUAACGUUAUUCAGUGACCGAAACAACAACAAAAAAAACCCUCUCUUCCUCCGUGAAGCGAUGGACCCCGGGAGUUGUCUUCAUCUCAGCUCAACCUCAUAUCCGCCCAUACUGGAAACACAUUGACAUUCUCUUUAGCGGGGUGGUAGAAAAUAUUUACACGGCCCAGCCAUGGAGCCACUCAGGGGCAACCCCGGUCAGCCGCGAAUCAACAUCAUCACUCGGCAGCAAACCGAGCGACCUCCAGUUGACACACCAUGGGACCCCAAUUCCACCAGCGGCCUGGACGGUGCCACGACGUUGGGACCACUCGAGGAGAACUUGAACUGCAGCGGGAACUUCUUGGACAUGGAGUGUUUCAUGAUCCUGACCAGGGACCAGCAGACGGCAAUCGGCGUGCUUUCGCUCACUAUGGGAAUCUUUACCGUGCUCGAGAACGCCCUGGUCCUCUUCAUCAUCUUCCGCACGCGGAGCCUUCGCAGGAAGCCCUCGUACCUCUUCCUGGGCAGCGUGGCCUUCUCGGACCUGCUCUCCAGCAUCGUGUUCGUGUACAGCUUCACGGACUUCCACGUCUUUCACCGCAAGGACACGCAGAACGUCUUCUUGUUCAAGCUGGGCGGCGUCACGGCCUCGUUCACCGCCUCCGUCUGCAGCCUCUUCCUCACCGCCAUCGACCGCUACAUCUCCAUCCACCAGCCGCUGUCCUACAGGACCAUCGUGACGCGCGUCAGGGCCGUGACGGCGCUGAGCGUCAUGUGGACGAUAGCGCUGUUGACCGGAGCCCUGCCGCUCAUGGGCUGGAAUUGCCGACAGCUGCACUCCAAGUGCUCGGACAUCUUCCCGCACAUCGACAAGAUGUACCUGCUCUCGUUCAUCAGCCUGGUCACCUUCCUGCUCGUCGUCAUCAUCUACGCGUACGGCUUCAUCCUGUGGAAGGCGCACCGCCACACCACCAACAUGAUCAGGCGGGCGUCCACCAAGAUGAGCCGCGUGUCCGUGACGGAGAGGCGCAAGGUGGAGCAGCACCGCAUGGACAUCCGCCUGGCCAAGACGCUGGUCCUCAUCCUGGUCGCGCUCAUCAUCUGCUGGGGGCCCGUGCUCACCAUGAUGGUGUACGACGUUUUCGGCAGCGUGGACAACCACAUGAAGCGCGUGUUCGCCUUCUGCUCCAUGCUGUGCCUCAUGAAUGCCACCAUCAACCCGGUCAUCUACGCCAUGCGUAGCAAGGACCUGCGGAUGGCGUGCGCCGUCACCUUCCGUCCGCCGCGCAGCGUCACGCAGCCGCUGGAGAACAGCCAGGAGAGUGACGGGCAGGCCAAGUCCGCGCUCGCCACCGGCCAGACCCCGGUGCCGGCCGCUCCUGCUGCUGCUGCUGCUCCUGCUGCCGUCACCGUGGUCGACAAAGCCAGCGAGGCGACCGAAAACGUCUGCGUUCCUUCCACGUCGGGCCUCGCCUGCCAGCCCAAGACGGCGCAGAUUGUUCUGGAGACCGGCGAGCGGGUUCCUCCACAGGCCGUCUAACAAGGCGCGUGGCUCGAGGUGGAAGUCCAAGCAGGAUUCCCAAGGGGAGCAAACAAAUUACACGGCGGUCAUUGCAACGAAGCUGCUCGCGUCAAGGAUUCGUUCGGGCGAUGCGGUUGCGGAGGGUUGUUAGCCUGGAGACUCGGCGAGGCUUUCCCGGGUAGAUAAAUGAGAACGGGAAGUUGGGUUUUAUUGACAGCUGUGCGGCUGUAUCCUGUGUUCGGGGGAGCUUCUUUGGCAAUUCAGUUCCUGAAGAGGCUCCCAGCACGUGGAGCAAAACGUUGGACAUAAUGUCGAGCGAGCAGUGCGCGAUACAAUUCGAAAACACAUCAGAGCGCUAAACCAGAAGGGUUAUAUUUUUCAAAAAGGAUUUUGCCUUCUUACUUGGUGGCGACAGGCAACUGGUUGUAAUAUGUUGUGCAAAAUCACGGUAAGAAUGAAGAUAAUGUUAUUUUGUGGUGGCCGUGAUGAUAGUGUGUUCUCUUCGCCGCUCUGGCUGUGGGUUAAGCCCCCCAGUGCUUUAAUCUGUCUGAUUCAAUCGUGGGGGAGCCUUCAGUUUUUCGUCGAGUAAAAAGGCCCCAUUUGGAGUCGCGCGGUAGAUUAACUGCUUUGCGCAAUUGUGUUGCGUGACGUGUGGUCGUGUGCGCAUGUGCUGCGAGUAAUACGUUAUUUAAAUGGACAUUAUAUGAGAUACGUUAUUAUAAGUGCGUACAAAGGGGGACAAAAUGCUCCUUGAAAAAAAUCCAUUUAAAAAAAUGCUAUGUAUAUAUGUAAACGUUAAAUGUGCGACAUUAAUCUGCGAAUAAGCUGAACAACUCACUGCCACCCGACUCGUACAAUUGUAGACCAUGAAUGUCACCACAAUUUUUUUUUAAUUCCGAGCGUUUCGCUUCGCCAUAUAGAACUGGCCUUUUUUAAAUGACGCUAUUGACACUCGAUUUUAACGUUUCAAAGUCUAAUCCGCUUUACCUCCCCCAUCAUUGGGGGGGGAGGGUGAAAUUGUCAGCUUAGAGCAGCGGGGGUGAAAGCAUUGGCAGCAAGAGUAAUCAGUGCGUCUGACUUUUGCUCCUCUCUUCCAUUGCAUAACCCAUCAGGAUUAGCAACAGAUUUUAAUCAAAUUGCCGUGAUAAUAGAAGAAGUGAUGUUUAUGCACGAUGAAUAUCUUCAACUUUUAGGUAAAACAUUUUACGGUUACAUUUUUAAAAUUGGUCAAACAUUCCAAUAAUUCUUGGUUCUUUCGGUAAAGUCACGUAGAAGAGACUUUACCGAAAGAACCAAGAAUAUGAAUCCCUGCAGUCACGAAAGCUUGAAAUCAAAAUUCCAAGUAUUCCCUACGUAAACAAUCUAGGGUCUCUCAGUGAGGCUUUCCUGGGUAAUAUAAAAGACACCGUCAUUAAAUUAAGAAGCAAAUAAACAUGCCGGUUGGCACCAGUUGUUACAGCACGCAGCUCGCAAUCACAUGAUUGUGAUUUCAUAUCCUCCGUCCAAGGAUCACUUCUGCACUUUAUCCCUCGGAGGUUUAUAUAUUGAGUACCAAUUUAUGGAAAGUCAACAGUGGGUUUUCCAAGUUAAGACCAUAGAAAUGUCGAAUUUCCCCUUGUACAAACAACGCAUGCAAGCUGGAUCGUGCUUGCUUGAGCAGGAACCUAUUCUCACACCACUUACGAUAUGUAAAUAUUUGUUGUUAUCCAUAUAAUCAAUAAUAAUUCAUCAUGCUCAAUUGAUAACACAGGUCUCCAUGUGCAGUCUCCAUUCUGCUUCUGUGUAUGUUGUGAUUCGGUGAUGCACAAGAUGAAACAUUUACUGAAUAUGUAACUGUUGCGGAUGAAUCGGUGGUGUAGUAGUUGGCACACUACACAGGCAUUCAGCAACCGAGUGACCUGAAUUUGAGUUCCAUCCAUUGUAGACAUCAGUGGUGAGUGAUAUCUGGACCAGUCUUGGGUGCCUUCCCACAUCAAAACGCACUUACAAGUGUAAGUGAAGUAUGGUAGGUUUAAAAAAAUAACCCCCGUGACUGACAAGGCAUGAUGAUGCCUUCAUGCAUAUUGACAAAGGGCUAAAAAAAUUAUUAAUAUUAUCAUUAUUCUUAAGGUUAAUUUUUUUUAUUUUUAAAUCUAUCCAAGUGGCUUCUGGUACACGGUGUUCUGUUUAGUUUGAGCUGUCUGCUGUGCCGGCUGCCCAGUAGCGCGCUGUGAUUCAUAGCCUGGUUUAUCAGCAUGUGGCUUUGUGAGGGCACAUCCUGCCCAUGGCUUAUCUAUGCUUAACAGGGGUGCGGGAAUUACAUUGAAUGAAAUCAAUAUAAUUACUGCGAGUCGAUGUAACUCUCUUCUUUUUUAAUUUCCUUUCUACCUCGCCAUUAUGAAUAGUCAUUAAAAGUGUAAUGGCGUCUGCUUAAAUUAACGAUGCUCUUUUAGGCACGUUCUGAUUUUGUUUCUGAUAGCGUGGCCUUUAUCUGCUGUGCUCUUCGCAAAUCUCGUCGUAAGCUACAAACGUCCGAAACCUCCGAGCGCCAAGUUCAAGGUGUUCCAAACAAAGAAGGCAAAAUCCUUUUUGCGCAGGACAUUACGUCUGAUGUGGGCCACCCUGUCGGGGAAUUGUAAUAACUUUGCCAAUGAUAAAAUAUCAUAUGGACAGCGUGAGCCAGAGCCAUGCCUUUGGGCUCCCAUCCCACGCCUGUGGAUUCUCUUGUUUCCUAGCCGUUUCGCGAACACCGUGCGGGCCCCACAGUAAAAACGAAACGUUCCCAUCGCCGGUUCAAUCGACCUGGCUGGGUCAGGGUCGUCGCCAUCGCAAGUGAGCGGCGUUUAUUUGUGUGCCACGGAGCGCCCGUGUCAGCCGGACAUAUGUUAUAAAGGGCCCAUAAAUAAAUAAUUACACGUAAAUAUUAAAAUACAAAUUUUCAACUUGCAUAGUAAAGUAAUUGUAUUUUUUAAUUUGCUAUACAGCCAGAUACUACGACAAAUCGCUAACCUUAAACACCCAGUCGUUCGUAAAAGUUGAAGGCGGUAUAGUACUAUAGUAAUAGAGCAAGUGCAGAAUCACUGAACCGGAAUUGAUAUCUUGAAAGCAUUUAGCGCUCGGCCCUUGAAAGUGCGGGGCCCGUAGCUACUACAUAUGUAGCUACUUUUGUUACUAUGAUAAUCGGGCACUGCCACCACCACCACGAAGGGACAACCGUGAAUUGUCGCGUAGCCGCCGGCAUCUCCCGCACGGGCCCUCAAAACACAUUCUUCACCGGCAUCGUUUGCUUCGGAGAGGUUAGACACAGCGAUUAUUGUUAACUGAAUGAUUCAUUGUUUUGCAUGCGGCUUGCGCUAAUUGCGAUGGCCACUGGCGACCUCGGAAAUUGCACACAUUUCUUUUUCUUUUCCCCGCCGGAUGGAAACGCGGAGAGAAUUUUCACAUUUUUUUCAAACGCUGCUACCGUUCCCACGAAAACAUUAAUAGCUGUAACAGUAUAAUCAGUUAUAAAUGGUUAGUAUCGGCUUUAGCGCUUUGUUAUUAAAAUGCGACGGUGAACUGCAGUGUGUUUGUAGAGAAAAAAACAACUGGCUUUAAUUUAUAAACGGUUGUGGCGAAGUAAAGCCAAUUGUAUUUACGCGAGUCGUCCAAGAUAGUGGGGUCUAUUCAAGGUGCCUAAUUCAAAGCACCGUGUGAAACGCUAAAGAACUUAACAACUUAUAGUACGUUGCAAAUCUAUAUCUUAUACAUGCGGUAUACAUACAAUAUAUAUGCGGAGUGAUAUUUUGAAUGUGCGUGCUGUGACCUGCGUACGUAAGCCUCGUGCGACUUCCACUGUGGUGCUGUCUAAUGUGACGUGCGGGUGUCCACCUCUCGGUUUUUUUGGCUGAUGAUGCCUAUUGAAGAAAUCGCUCACGUAACGUCUCAUCUGGCUGCUGUCCGCCUGGGUGGAUGGAUCAGGUGUUUGACCGCUUGUGCAUUAAGAUAGCACUUGUGGCAAAAAAACACUACAGUAGAUAAUGUUUUAUGCAUGUAAGCAGUUGUAAUGGAAGAUUAGGCCAAAUAUCCUUUGGAAGGCUUCUCUAGUGCUCCCUCUAGUGGAGGCCCUUCCACCAGCAGUGACAUGGGCGUGUAAUUGCAGGGAUGCACCUUGAGCGAAUGACCAGUGCCUCUGACCAAAUUACCCAGGAUGCAUCAGAUCUCAGAAGCCAAGCAGGCGUGAGCCUGGGUAUUGCUUGGAUGGGUGAUCGUCAUGGAUCGCAGGUGUUUUAGGCUGCAGGGAUGCUGUGGGGGCAGUAGAGGGCAGACCGGCAUAAUACAUCAAUGUACUAGACUAUGAUCCCAAGCCUGUGGUCUGCACCUUCACCAACCUGUAUUGACCAGCCAUGGUAAAGUAUGGUCAAACAACCACCGAGACUCGCACGGAGUGUGAAGGCCCCUCAUCCAGCAAUGGUUGGACAAAAAAGGGCUGUACUGUGUACAUGUACAUACAUAUUAAUAUACAUAGAUUCACCCAGUAAAUAGAAUCAGUAUAUGUGAAGAUGAGUGGUGGUGGCUUGGCUGACCGAGUGAGAUCCAGUUACUGCUGGGCCAGGUCACACAAGUUGAAGGCUUCAUUCACAUAACUGCUGGGUGGCAUUGCUGCCAAAGUUCGCCGUCUAUUGUAAAAAUAACACGGCGAUCAGGACCACGCAAGGUCGCUUCAAAUGCGUCGGCAGCAGCUGUUGCGAUAUUAGUGCCAUGGACCAUCUGGCGCAUUUAAAAACAAUUUAUGAUGUGUAAGGGGCGGGGGGGGGGGAAGCAGACCAAAUAAAAACUGAAAAGCGGACACCCCACACAUUAUUUGACCAAAUGAAAUGCACCGGAGAUGUAUAACUUGUGAACUUUUAGUUGUGAACCGUCUCUGUCACCGCACUGAACUCUGUAUGAUCCCCAACUCUGGGCUCUGUUCUGGACAUGUGCAGUGUAGGCUCCUGCAAUGCCAUGCAGGCAGUGUUUGACUGGAUGGGUCAAAAUAUCAGACUUGAGGUCGGGAUUGGAAGACACAAGGAAAGUGUCCGGUCACAAUGUGAAUGCCCUUCACACAAAUGGAAUGUUUCCGACCUCACUGCUGACAUCUGUGACUGCACUUUAAGAGAUGGUUCCAACAUACACAAGUGCCAACAGUGAAAAGGGAGCAGUCUGUUCUAUUUCGAAGGUUCGGUUUUAUUAGGAAGACUUUAGAUAUCUCACGCUAAGUUGUAGAGGCUUUGUGGUUCUUUUUUUAAUGUUGUUUUCUUCUACAAGUUGAUAUCGUCUGAAACAGCGUGCGUGUAGAGGAGUGAAUAUGUGUAAAGGUGGCUUUAAAAAAAAUCUAACGAAAUAUAUAUCAGAACUUUGAUCAUCAGACUGUUGGAAAUUAUUUCAGAGGUUCCUUCUUUUCUCAGAAGGCUUCCUAUUGUGUCGUAAGUUUGUGUUUGAAAGGGUUUUUAUCUCUCUCUAUCUCUCUCUCUCUCUUUGAGCACUUGGCCCCAUAGAGGGUUCUGUAGAGGGUACUCUGCGAUUUUUCUCAUGACUUACAUUUCGUCGUUGCUUCUACUCGGGCGCUCGGGGCAAAGGCAUUGACUGUGCAUCCCGAUUUAAAGCUUUCGUGACUGCAGGGAUUCAUCUUCUUGGUUCUUUCGGUAAAGUCACGUAGAA
This is a messenger RNA of Lethenteron reissneri (Far Eastern brook lamprey), 7284 nucleotides long. It is a transcript of the gene CNR1, whose product is annotated as cannabinoid receptor 1. Gene Ontology annotation, molecular function: cannabinoid receptor activity. Lineage: Eukaryota; Metazoa; Chordata; Hyperoartia; Petromyzontiformes; Petromyzontidae. Gene Ontology annotation, cellular component: membrane. The record is from RefSeq and is a predicted model, not a curated record. Gene Ontology annotation, biological process: G protein-coupled receptor signaling pathway.